Molecule: messenger RNA, 2431 nt
Organism: Lingula anatina
Lineage: Eukaryota; Metazoa; Brachiopoda; Lingulata; Lingulida; Lingulidae
Product: axin interactor, dorsalization-associated protein
Biological process (GO): determination of ventral identity
Cellular component (GO): membrane
Molecular function (GO): phosphatidylinositol binding
Source: RefSeq, a predicted model, not a curated record
GGCACCAAGGUCAGACACAGAGACGCAAACGGGAAUCAAUGAAAUGGGGGAUCCUGAAGUUGAUCCCAAAAGAUUAAUAUCUCUUUGGGCAAAACAUUUUAAAGAAGGCACAGAUUUUGAUCUCUGGGGACAACCGCUAGAAGCAAUUGAAGUAUAUAGGAAGCUUUCACAUGAACUAAAAGCACAGGCUGACCCAGACAGUGAGGUCUUCUCUGAUGAACAAAAGAAAGUAAUUGGAAAAAUUGCAGCAUGUUUGGAUGUGCGAUGUGAGGCCUUACAGCAUCUUGGCACAGUAGAUGGGAUAUCUAUAAAAGAUCUAAAGAAAGUUGAACCAUGGUUAAAGAACCUUUUUGUGUCAAAAGCCAAGGAAUUUCCAAUAGACGUGAGAGCAGUUCAAGCACAAGUUGAUGCUCAGUCACCAAGAAGGUCUGAAACAGGCAGCACUCCCACAGAAGAGUAUGAAGAAGAGGAAGAAGUGGUUGACUCUAAAACACGUGGCAAUCUUCUCCCCAAGCCAAGACCCAUGCAAGGCCAGACAGCAGUUACAAUACGCAUAGAGAAGAUUGGUAUAAAAGAUGCCUCCCAAUAUAUUGAUUCCUAUAUCACUGUAUCAGUAAAAGAUUUAGGUGGAAGAGAUCUUAUGGCAUCACAAGAGACUCCAACUGCCAGAUGGAAAGAAAACCAGUACAUAUACUUUGGAGUUGAUGUUUAUUUACAAAAACCUAUUGAAAUUCUAUCUCCUGACUUUGCUGUGUUCUUUGAAUUCAAACACUAUAAGCCCAAGAAAAAGCAAGUGAGUACCAAGUGCUGGGCCUUUCUUGAGAAGGAUGAAAUCAAAGAUGGAGCAGCAGUCAUUGAACUCUACAAGAAACCCACAGAUUUCAAAAGAAAAAAUAUAAAACUGCUGACUGUCAAACCUUUAUAUCUACAUUUAAAAUUGUCCUUAAACUGAGCAUAAGAAAUGGAAAAUAAGUGGCAAUUUUUGAUUGGGACAGUGUGUUGAUUCCACAGCAUGGAGCUGAACAUAAUCAUUCACUCAUUGUCUCCAACCAAACUCUCAGAUCAUGUAUGAAACAAGGGUAAAUAUUACUGGAGAACAUAGUCAAGUUGCAGUAUAAUAUCUUUAUGGUAUUAUAAAUUCCAAUAAAAUACUUAUUGUUGAUAUAAAACUACAGGUUAUACAUGAUUGUUUAAGUGAAAAGAGUAAAAUAUCUCAUAUCGUGAAAACCAAUAUCUGUUGAUCGUUGUUAGUCACCAUUUUUGGUGUCACACUUUUGAUUUUAAAAGAAAAUGUUGCAAUAUUUGUAACAUCUGUUGAUUAUUUUGUAUGGUUUUUGUGGACCAUUUAUUAGUACAUGUAGUUAUGAUACUACGCAGCUGAUGUGUGUUUGCCAUUUUAGGGUAUUUAAUCACAUCUUACUUGUAUUUUGCCUAGGUGACCCUAAUUUUAAAAUAACCAUUGAGAUAGCUUAAUGCCUGAAAGUCCAAAUACAAAAGUUGUUUGCUACGCAAAGAUAAUGAUAAUGGAUAAUUAAUGGAGAAAAUAAAUAAUAAUAAAUAAACAAAUGAAUAAAUAAAUAAACACCCUUUGGCUGGUGCAUUAAAUUGCCCUUCACUGUUGUGAGGAAAAAGUAGGCACCUCAAAUCGCUAGUGUCUGCAUUAUUUUAAAAAAUGACACCAAAGUUAAGUGUUGCCAAGAGCAUUACUAAAUUCAGUAAGUAUAGAUGGGUUCCAUUUGCAGGUGGAUAUAACAAAACUAAGAAGUGGAUAAGAACAAUUAGUUUUUUUUUUCUUUGUUUAGUGGUCAAAUGAUGAAAACAAGUUAUAAGUUGUGUGUUGUAGCUAAUCAUCAAGUAAAACUGCCUCAUUUUUAUUGAAGACUGAGUUCAGUAUCAUUUAGAUUAAGUGCAUAUUAGGUAAAUAAUGUGUAUUGCCAUUGUUUAUAUAUAUAAAUAUUUUUCUACUAUGGUCACAUUUUUCUCAGUGCUGUGGAAAGGGACCAAGGCCUACUGUAUUUGGAAAUCAUAAUGUUGUAUAAUCAGUAUAUGUAUUAUUUCAACCAUACAAGACCAUUUCUAUUUUAAGACAAUCAUUUAAAAACUGUUUCCAUGUCCACCGUCCAAAGGCAACUUUUUUAUUGUGUUCUUAUAGAGCACAAACAUUCUGAAUGGUGUUUACAGUUAUCAGUUUAAAGUGACUAGAAUCUAAACAUUUAGUGUACAAUUUGUAAUUGCUGUUAUUUUGUUUUAAAACAUUUAAAUUUGACACAAAAUGAUUAAGGUGAUGGUCAUUUUAAUGACCAUUUAAAGAUGGGAAUUUUACCUUACUCUCUGAAAUCAAAGUGCAAGUAAAAUGUUUAAGUAAUGUUUAUUUUUGCUUCCUUAUGGAAAUGGAUAUAAAAGUUUUUUUAUACCUUGUUUAUGUCUUUCG